This is a messenger RNA of Cavenderia fasciculata, 3693 nucleotides long. RefSeq lists its product as uncharacterized. The transcript is spliced from 4 exons. The record is from RefSeq and is a predicted model, not a curated record. The coding region runs from base 1 to 3693 and encodes 1230 amino acids. NCBI's taxonomy places the organism in Eukaryota, Evosea, Eumycetozoa, Acytosteliales, Cavenderiaceae.
AUGUCAACAACAAUAUUAAAUAAUUUAAAAAUACAACAAGAGUAUGACCAGUUUGUAGCAGAGUUAAAGAAUACCCAUCCAUCAGUUCAAUUGAACAAAUUCACUCAAGUAAAUAAUAUUGUUAUAUUAUUUUGUCAUGACAAUCAACCAUCAUCAUCAUCAAAGGGGAAUGAAGAAAAAGGAUUACCUACAUCAAAUCAAAAAGGUAAAACCAAAGGAAAAGAAAAAGGUAGUAAAGUCCAAGACCAAGAAUGGGAGAAAUCAAUUUUAGAAACUAAUCAAUUAUCACCAUAUAUUAAAGCUGAGAUUUCAAACAAUAUAUACAAAUAUAUUAAAUUGGGAGAUGGUAUGAAUGGAUUCUUUAUUGCUUACAAAAGUAUUAAAAUGGUAUUAAUGUGUGAGGAGGAAUACCCAACAAACACAAAAUCUACCAACAUUCUUUUAGUACAUGCAAUUGAUGCCAUUCAAAGAAACGACUCAUUGUUUGAAAACAAUCAUUUUCUAAAAUAUUGUCAAGAUGUACUCAAUGAACAACAAUACUCGUUAUUCAAAUCAUCGUUGACACCACAUCGAGUAGAUAUCGAUUUAAUAUUAUUAUGGCAUAAUAUCUACUCUUUUAAUUUAAAGUACUCUCCAACAUCACCACCACAAACCAACAAUGAAGAAUUGAAAACUAAAUUUAUCAAUCAUCUCAAAUCGAUCAAUUCAUCAAUUGAUGACUCUGUAAUUGGUUGGAUUGGUAAAAUUAUACGUUUUAAAUUCAAGAAUUUGUAUAUUGAAAAGUGUACAAGACUAUUCAUGUCGUGUAGUUAUCCUACACAGGAAUCCAUCUUUUUCCAAUACGAUGUUGUCGUUCAACAUCUUGCUAGUCAUAAUCUCACCGUUGAAUACAUCAUGGAUAUGGGUGAUGUAGCUAUUGACAAUCGAAAAGGUGGGUUCCUUUUAUUGGUUACUUGCAAGAAUCGUCCACUCGGUCAACAAGCCUAUCAACAAUUACACCAACUCGACCAUCUCAGAUUCUACAAUGUCACCUCUGCCUUUGGCACCGAUAAUUCUCAUCGUCCAGGUGACCCACUUCCAAAAUUGACUCCAUCUAAAAUGUCAACCAUCGUCAAAAAUUUUGAUCAAUAUUCUGUUGUUGAUCAUCAACAACAACAGUCGUCACAACAACCAAGAGUGAUCCCACGAGAUUCAAGUCCAAUUAAAUGGAGAAAGGUUGAUAAAUUUAUAUGUGUGAAUAGAGUAUCACCUCAGCAACAACAACAACCACAACCAAAGUCUAUUGCUAAAAUCAAUUCAUUGUCUUGGCAAAUGAUUAAUAAUAUAGAGUUUUUCAACUUGAUCAUUGGUAAUCUAGUCAAUAACGAACAAGUAUCAUUAGUAGUUUGGUUGGAAUUUGUUUCAUCAUUUUAUUAUGCCAUUUCAGAGAGACACCAAUUCAAAUCAAUCUUUAAAAUCAUAUCCAUCAAUGAUAUAUUAUCAACACCUUCUAUUGAACGUUUGACAAGAUUUAAAACAGAGGCUGUUGAAAUCAUCACUGACUUGCAAUUGAAAAAGGCUAGACUAUUUAUUCAAAAUACUCAAAUCGUAGAGUUUCAAGGUCGUGGUGUCAUGAUUGAUUUCCUUACUGGCCAAAUCUUUUUCAUGAACCAUGGUGAUUCACAACAAGAAACCUGCUCCUUGUCAAUCAAUACAAUACUUGAUAAAAUCUUACAGUCGUUUGACACCUACUAUGCAUCUUCUGCACGAUCAUCAUUUUCAAUGUCAUCACUUCACCUCACUCAAUUCUUUUUGGAUCAAACCAUCAAGAAAAAAGAUGAAAAGGAUGCAUUUACAGCUGUAAAGACGAAUGGUAAACAAUUUAUAUUGGAUAUUUCUACUUGUCUUGAAAAGGUGACAAAGAACAAGGUAGAUACCAUACUCUAUGCAAGAACUACAGUUGGUGAUGAAAACUCUACAAACAACCAAAUUGAAUUAUUGGAUCAAAUCACUAGCAAAGUUGGUAAAACAAAAUCAAUCAAAUUUGAAAACACAUUGGUUCAUGAUACCUAUGUUAAAGGUGAAGAAAUAGAUGAUUUAAAUGAUAUCAAUUCACCUUUGAUAGAUACUAUUCAAGAUCGUAUUGAUGAUAAAAAAUCAAUGGUCGUUUGGAUGACAUCAAUUGAUAUAGCAUUUGCCAAUCAAGAAUAUUUGUAUAUGUUUUUUAAAGAAUAUCAUGAUGAUGAUGAUGAUGAUAAACAAUCUGCCAUUGUCAACCUAGUAUCGGUAUUUGCUCCUUACGAGUACAUGAAUGUCAUCAAGAAUAAUCGAUAUCAAUUGGAAGAAAAUCUAUAUGAGAUUUAUCUUAUUCAAAAUAAUUCAACCAGUGGUGGUGGUAAUGAUGGAAUUCAAUCAAAGGAAGAAUUUAUCAAAUCAUUGCCAAGUCUUGUUAGAUUGUAUUCAGAACAAUGUCAUUAUCUUGCACAAUUCAUGUCAAAUCCUGAACAAGUUAAAUUUUAUCCAUUGUUCUUUCCAACCCCGUUGAAUCAAUCAAAUGUACAAGUUUACAUGGAUCAUUGUCGUCAAGCUAGUAUAACACAAACCGAGUAUUAUAAUGACAAGUUUCCCUAUCGAUCAUCCACUUUUAACUUGCAAGGUAAAAAGAAAUCAAUUGAAGAAGUUAUCAUUGACUCGAGCAACAACUCGAGACAUAAAAAUGAUUCCAGUCAAUUCAAAAUUUUUCACAAUAAUGUUAAAGAAAUUAACGAUAUUUUAAAAUCAAUGAUUCCAAAUCGUCAAAAUACAAGAGAAAAUAUAAUUGAUUUUAAAGAACAAUUACAAUUAUUUUUUAAAUCAAAAAAAGUUAAUCGAUUAUAUAUUGAAACAACUGUUUCUCCAACUUUUACAACUUCAACUUCUACUUGUACUUCUACAACCUCUACAAAUUGGAAUUUUGGUGAAGAAGAAGAAGAAAUUGUAUCACCCAUCAAAAAGAAAAAACUUGCAAAUGGUCAAUCACCAACUUUUAAAGAUGGUAAUUCUAUUGAACACAAGAGAAAGAAUGAUUUAAAUUCAACCAAAGCUAAAAGUUAUUCACCAUUAUUUCAUAAUAAUCAACAACAAAAGCAAUUUGAACUAGAGGAUGAAGAAGAUGAUAAUGAACCAAUUUUUAUUCCUAAACCAAAACCAUCAUUUUCAAAACCUACUUUUGUCAUUUCUCAUUUGUUUGUGAUUCAAACUCCAAUUGGUAAAACCAUUCGAUCAUCAAAAUUGUCCUAUCAAUUCUAUUUGGAGAAAACAUUUAUGCAAAAGGUCAAUGUCAUAAACUUUCACCAAGACAAGGAACAAGAUUUAUUCUUCUAUAUGAUUACUGUUGGCUCUCAAGAAAUCAAAAACCAAAUCAUUCAAAAUGCUACUGGAAGAUCAUUUAUUGGUAGUAUGGCAAACUUUAAUGUCACCUUUACAUUUAUCGAUCCUUUGGAACCAAAUUGUAUCUUUUAUUCAAGUUUAAACACCAAAGUUGCCAAUGAAACUUUAAACAAACAUUUUAUUGAUCGUAUCUGUUUUUGUCAAUUUCCAAAGAAACAAGGUUCCAAUGAAACCAUUACCAUUGUCAAACUUAAAGACCAAUCAUCAUUUGAUCUCGCAAAACAAAGUUUUAAAACUAUUCAGAAACUUGAUAAUAAUAUCUUUAAACUUUUUCAACAACAAUAA